Messenger RNA from Sycon ciliatum, 2102 nucleotides. RefSeq names its product histidinol dehydrogenase homolog. Gene Ontology annotation, biological process: L-histidine biosynthetic process. Gene Ontology annotation, molecular function: histidinol dehydrogenase activity; metal ion binding; NAD binding. Lineage: Eukaryota; Metazoa; Porifera; Calcarea; Leucosolenida; Sycettidae. Gene Ontology annotation, cellular component: cytosol; cytoplasm. The record is from RefSeq and is a predicted model, not a curated record. The coding region runs from base 386 to 1687 and encodes 433 amino acids. The transcript has a single exon.
ACAGUGAAGUGACAGGCCAGGGGGAGAAUGAAGUGAAAUAAUUAUAAAAGGUGAAAGAAGUCAUCGUUUUUGACAUUUUCAUUAUCUUUCACUGGCCUUGGAGUUUUCUUUUAUUUGCGACACAUUACCGAUCUGUGUUCCAUAAAGCGACGGGCAGGGCAGGUAUUGUUCAGGCAGCAGAGCGACCAUAGCUGAGCAAUCUUUCCCAGCGCGCCGUGAAUGUGCGAAAAACCGACGAGAGAGCUCGCAGUAAUUGUCGUGUUAUGAGCCAGCCGCUGGAUCCCGGCCAGUAGUUUGCAGCAUUCAGUGAGUCUGGAUACAGGAUUUAACGGAGCAGCAGUUCCACACGCCGGCACACGCACGCACCCCCGCGCCCGCACUCACCAUGCCUGUCACCUACCUGAAGAAGGCGCAGAAGACGCCGCAGAGCGGCAGCGAGGAGACGAGCCGGAUAGUGCGUGCAAUGCUGCAGAAGAUCGAAGCCGGUCGGGAGCAGGCAGCUAUACAGUAUGGCAAGGAUCUAGACAAGUACGAGGGCGACAUCGUGCUCAGCAAGGAGCGCAUUGAAGCGGCAGCCGACACCGUUUCGGAACAGCUCAAGGCCGACAUUCAGUUCUCCAUCGAUCGUGUACGCAAGUUUGCCCAGGCGCAGCGCGACUCGAUUCAGUCGUUUGAAACGGAGCUGUCGCCAGGUCUCUGGGCCGGGCAGAAGCUGAUCCCGAUCGACGUAGCCGGCUGCUAUGUGCCAGGUGGCCGCUACUCCCACGUAGCCUCCGCGAUAAUGUCUAUAGUCACCGCUAAGGUAGCGGGUGUGGAGCACAUCGUAGCGUGCACGGCACCGCACGACCAAUCCGGCGCCAGUCCGGCUAUCGUGUAUGCAAUGAGUGUGUGCGGCGCGGACACCAUACUAGUGCUGGGCGGGGUGCAGGGCAUAGCCGCUAUGGCGUACGGACUGUUCACGGGCCGCGCUGCCAAAGUGCUCGUCGGUCCCGGCAACCGCUUCGUCGCCGAAGCCAAGCGCCAGCUGUUCGGCCAGUGCGGCAUGGACAUGGUCGCCGGGCCGACGGAGAUUGCCGUCAUCGCCGACGGCAGUGCCGAUGCGGCCAUUGUCGCCCAGGACCUGGUAUCGCAGGGCGAGCACGGGCCCGACUCGCCGUGCUGGCUGAUCAGCACGAGUCGGCAGCUGGCGGAGGACGUGCUGGGCCACAUGGACGGCCUCAUCGCCGACCUGCCUGAGCCGAAUCGCGACGCGGCCACCGUGGGCUGGCGCGACUACGGCGAAGUGGUCGUCUGCGACACUCGCGACGAGGCGGCAACCGUGUCCGACCAGUACGCCGCCGAGCACCUGGAGGUGCAGACGGGCGAGAACGAGUGGUACGCACAGCGCCUCCGCAACUACGGCUCGCUGUUCGUCGGCGAGGAGACGACGGUCACGUACGGCGACAAGUGCUCCGGGCCGAACCACAUCCUGCCGACCAAGGGCGCCGCGCACUACACCGGCGGCCUGUCCGUGCACAAGUUCAUCAAGGUGGUGACAACGCAACGCAUGACACGAGAGGCCAAUCGCGAAGUGGGAGCGGCGGCCGCGCGCAUAUCUCGCCUCGAGGGCAUGGAGGCGCACGCCCGCGCUGGCGACGUGCGCCUGAGGAAGUACUUUCCCGGCGAAGACAUCAAGACGAGCGUGUGACUCUUCUGGUUCAAUUGUGAACGGUAACAGUACAGUACAGUACAGUACAGUACAGUACAGUUCCGUACUGUACUGUACUGUGCUGUACUAUGCUGUAGUCUGUGCUGCAUUUAUAAAUGUGCAGACUGUGUACAUGUACAUGUGAAUGUACAUCACAUGUAGAUGGACUUGCCAUAUGGCUUGACAAUGACAGUCCCCUAUUUGAUAACCUACUUUAAUACUCUCAUGAAUACUGCCCCGGUAUUGGGCACUUCCAAUAUAAAACCGUAACGAGAAUUUUCGAGCUAUACUAGGGGUCGUCUUUUUUAAAUCGGAGCGUGUAUACCUCAUGCUCAGUACCCUGUUGUGUUUUGCUGCUUGACCCAUUCAACAGCAGACAUUUCUUUUUCCUUAAAAAAAGAAGAAGAAAGUGGCC